UACGUAGCCGAGUCACUGUGUAGAAUAACCUAUAAAUUUGUUUUGACAUUUGUAAUUUUGUUGUUUUUGAGUUUGAAAAUAUAUUUGAAUUGUUCGAGUCAAGAUGGAUUUGGAUUUAGAGAUAUCUGAUGAAGAUUAUGUAAUUGGUAGAGCCAGAGAGGCUUUGAAAACAAGUAUAUAUGAAGCCAAAGCAUGGAUGAUUACAGCUAAAACGUUGUAUCCAACAAAUUUCACAGUACAGUUUGAAGCAUAUCUCAUUGAAAAGAGUGUUGGUAAUGUGAAGGAGGCAGCUAAAUGCUUUAGUGAAAUAAUUGGGAAAUUUCAAGAGAAAGAAGAAUUAUGGAAAGAAAUAGAAGCGUUAACUACUGCACUAAGGGCAGAAAGUGAAGAUACUAAUAGUGAGACUCUAUUUUUAUGUGAAAUGUUCAAGCAUAUGUCCUCAGAUGUACAACAUCAUUUAUUAUUAUUGACUGCAAAUCACUGUGAAGAUACCAUGGAACAUUGUAAACUAAUUCUUUUAUUGCUUCAAAAAUUUCCCAUUGCAAUCUCUAGUUAUGGGUCAAAACUGGUGGACACACUCAUUAGUGCUGAAAAACAUUGUCAUAAUGGUAGCUAUCCAUCUAACCCCUACAGAAAAUUACUAAUUUGUGAUGUGUUACCAUUACUUGCUAAUGAACAGAAUGUGAAAUUGGACCUUUCAUCAAAAGUGCUUUAUAAAAUUUUGUACAAAGCUAUAGAAUUUUAUCUUCAUUCCUUGGGUUUUAUGCAAAAUAUAGAGCAGGAAGAUAUAAAAAUCGAGGGUGCAUGGCAAAAAUUAUUCUCCAUCGUUGAAUUUAUCGGGAGGCAAUUAGAAUGGGACCCUUUGAUAGCAUUUGGUACUAACUGGUCCAAAGAAGGUUAUUGGCAGAAAGUACUCACUUUUUGUCAACAGAAACCCUCGAAUAUAGAUGAGAAACAAAUGGUAUAUUGUUUGUUUAUAUUCUUCUCAUAUUGUUUGGAUGAAUAUAUCAUCAGUACAACUCCUGAAUCCAGUCCUGGGCAAAUUCCCACAUCUUAUGUUUUAGUAGAGGGAUUUUUAGAUCCUACAUUACCAGUUCCAUCAAUUGAAACUAAGUUCAAACGUAGAAAGAAUGACACCGAAUUGUUUCCUCAUAUUUCUGUUGAAAAACCUGAGAUGAAACAUAUUGUCAAUAAUUUUUUCAUGUUAGUUAAUUGUUGGGAAUUCUUAUCGAAUUCAGAAGCUUUGAACAGAGAAUUCAUGAAAAUAUGUAACCUUCUCAAGAUUGAACCGUAUUUAAAUGGAUUCAUUGCCGAUUACAUGGUUUAUAAAGGGCGAUUUGAUGAACUUUUAUCAUUCUUUCAAAAGUCCAAUUUUGAAAUAAUCUCUAAAAGUAUUAGGAUUGCUCACAUCUUCUAUGUCAAGAAAAAUUAUUCUGCGUGCUUUGAACAAAUUCUUCUGAUACUACCUUUAUUAUCCACUAAAAAUACCGGAAAUAUCAGUACAACAUUAAUUGUCGGUGGGUCACACAGACAUCUACAUUUUCUACCAUUAACGCAUCUUGCAGUCCUUCAAUAUGGUGUCAAGUUAUUGCUCAGGUGUAUAACUGAAAAUCUACUAGACAAUAACUAUCAUGAAUUUGCUAUCGGACAUGCGUUAGUUCUUACUCAGCUUGAUUGGCCGCAGGAGGAUGAAUUUAUACCCCCACUUAUGGAGAAAAUAAAACUUCAAGGUUCCUUUCAUUAUCCUUUAUUCCAGAAUUACAUCAUAAAUGUUGAUAUUUUAGAAGAGUUGACUUAUUUAUGGACAACUCAGGGUGGUCAAAUUACAUUGGAAAUUAUUCCCCACUUAGGUCAAAGAAGAAUAGGAACUCGUGGUGCUGAUAAAGGUGCGAAAGAAGAAAUCAAACAAGCCAUUCGUCGACAAGUCGCGAGAAGUAAUGAGAAGCUGGAUGAUAUGCUCUUCAAAUUUUUAACUCAUGAAAGAAGCCAAAUUUUGCAAGCACUAGUGUAGUGUGUGCACUGGUCGUGUGCAAUGUCCAAGACUGAAUUUUACUAUUAAGAUAAUGAAUUUCAUAUAUUUCUAUGAUUUGAAAAAAUUAACCUAAUUUUUUAACCUAUAAUUGUUUUAACUUUGUAAUAAUGUAAAUAAAAGAAUUCUUUUGGUUAAUGAAAA
This is a messenger RNA of Coccinella septempunctata (seven-spotted ladybird), 2173 nucleotides long. RefSeq names its product integrator complex subunit 10 (gene IntS10). Gene Ontology annotation, cellular component: integrator complex. The transcript is spliced from 13 exons. The record is from RefSeq and is a predicted model, not a curated record. NCBI's taxonomy places the organism in Eukaryota, Metazoa, Arthropoda, Insecta, Coleoptera, Coccinellidae. The coding region runs from base 104 to 2011 and encodes 635 amino acids. Gene Ontology annotation, biological process: snRNA processing.